UAUUGGUUGUAAGGUAAACGCCAAAAUAAGUUACGUGUGUGCAACAUAGAUAAUAAAAUAAACAUUUAUUAGGAAAAAAAAAAACAAAACAAAAAACAACAAAGAAAACAUUUGAUAGUUGAUUUAGUGAAAGGAAUUCCUUGGAAAUUAGAACUACAUGUAUUUUGGAAAACACAGACGACAAGGUGACCCAAAAAUUUAAUUUAAAGGAGAAAAAAUAUAUAAUUGUCUUUGCCAAUAGUGAGGCAGAAUUUGCAAAGGAAACGAACUGAAUAUCUUUUUCAGUUUUCAGACGAUUAUAAAACUGUAAAUUUUUAAUGUAGGUUUAACACAGUGUAAAAUGGGAAAUCACGGAAGUAAACGUUGUAAUCGCAAAACACGGGGACUCAAGUGUCGGUAUGGUCAAGCGAAGGACGAACUGUCAGUUUCAGACGACCGACUCAUUCCGACAGAAAGGUUUAAGGGAACCACACCGGACUCUUACGAUAAGCUAUUAGCUUGGAUGGUCGAAAUGGCUGAAAACGAUGAAGCGGACCUAACCUCAUCCGCAGUUGCGCAUUUGACAACGAUGUGUGCCGACAAACCUGAGCAAAGUACACCUCCUUCAGCUUCUUCAGCUCUAUCAGUACGUCAGAGUUCUUUAGAGGUUCCAGUCCCUCAGCAUUCUUUAGAUUCUAGUGGUAGUUCUCAUAACAGUGACACUUCAAAGUGCAGAGAAGACCUGUCACAUCCUAAAACAAAAUUCCGACGGGCAAUGCUCAGUCGCCAAAGUACAAUAGAUUAUUCUGACGAUAGUGACGCCCACAAUGAAGUAUUUGGUAACGGCAGUAUUGAGAGUGAAAUGGAUAAUAACUUUGUAAGUCCAGACUCAUUUUUGAUAAAUAGUAUAGAAGAAACUUCUUUCACGAAUCGACCUAGACCACCACUGCGUAAAAAUCAAAGCUGUAUGACAUACCGAAAUUACAAUGCAAAUAUCGCAGACUUAUUGAACGUAAACUCGCGCAAGAAGAGCAAAAGUUUAAUGACAAUGAGAAAGAUGUUGUCAGAAACGAGAAAUGACGAAGAAAUGGCUCCAAUUACUGAAGAGACAGUAAUUAAAGUACUAGGUGAUGACAUGUUAGAUGGAAAUAUUGCCGAUAUUCUUUAUUCAGUGGAAGCGUUAUGGCCAAAACCGCCAAAAUAGCUUAAUCUGAAACAAAAAGGAUAUAGCUUUAGUUGAGAUACACGCAAUACAGAACAUCUCCUUUUAAUGUAUAAUUCUGUUUGAAUCCUUUCCAUGAGUAAGUAAGAGAUUCAUGCAGCCAAGUGUAAAUUCGAUCAGAUGGAUUGUCUGCUUUUGUAGAUGUCAUUUAAACGGCGGUGUCUAGCACAAUGCCCCACAUUAUAUUAGUGUCUCACUAAAAUAUCACGUCGUAGACACGUUAUAUGAUACCCCACCCAGUCACAUUAUGCUGAAACCCGGCUGACCAGUCCUAGUAUAUCCUCUUUAUACUAAGCGCCAAGCGAGGAAGGUACUAGUACUAUUUUACACGUCAUUGAUAUGACGAGGCCAUGGAUCGAACCCACGCUACCUGGAAGCGGUGGCUAAACAUUUGACUUUGUAUAUAUAAAAUUACGUAUGCGAUCUUUUAAAGGAUCUUUAAUAAGAUGCUACAACAUACCUGUUUUAACGUUUGGUUGCGUUUUAUGCUUCCAAAGGAUCUUUUCACAUAUUUUAUUUACACAUUUAAUAUGGAGGGAUUUUUUUUUUCAUUCUUAGGACUUAGUGUCACAUGACCACAGUAGAUCAUGCGCCACUUUUCUAGCUUUCACGUAUUGGCCUUGGCAUGACCGGGCACUUGGCUAGAACCACUGACUUGUUUUCGUAUACAGUUUAGAUAUUGAGUAUUAAUCAAAAUGUAUUUUGCAGAAAAUUUUGUUUACAUCAUUGAUCUGAACUGGAUUUUGACAGCCUGUUGUUUAAUGUUCUUCUUUCACAUUAACACAUAUUAUAUCUAUGUUGAAAUACUUGUUUUGAAAUCUCCGAAAGAACUGAUUAGUUGUUAGACAAGGAACACAUCAGUUUUAUUACCAACAUGUUAAGCUGUCGGACUGAACACGUAAUUUUCACAGAGACGGUAUUUUUGGAAACUAGAGCAUUUCACUUGUACAAUAUUGGAUGCAUUUCAAUUAUUACAUAUUUUAUAUUAAUUUCGAUCGGAUUAAAGGCUUGAUAUCAUUUAACACAGUUCAUAAGUUUUGAUAUAAUACAUUAUAUUUCCGUUUUUCUAGUAUUUGAAUGUUACAGUCAUAUAUAACGCUUGAAAGAAAUACAUUAAUUGAAGGUCUGACCAUUUAAAAACUUUAAAGCCUAUAUUAAGGGUAUUGUGUUUCUUUUAAACCAAUCUUUUUUAACGACUUAAGCAUACAGGUUACUUCAUAUGCUACAUCAUACAUGUUUUAACAUUUGGUUGCCUUCUAUGCUUCGAAAGGGUAUUUUCACAUAUUAUAAUAACAUAUUUAAUAUAGAGGUUGCUUCAUAUACCUUAUUUUCGUUGUUUUGUUUGGGUUUCACUUCACACGAACACAAUUGUUUGUCAUCCGAAAGCUUUCCAGCCGUCGCAUUAGUUUAGGCACCACCUUGCGCUUGGCUAGAACCACUGACCUCCAAAUAAAACAAGCUGUAAAAAACACUAACAUAGAUAUGAAUCCUUACCAGUAACACGAAUAAAACUUUCUACAUCAGGACAAAAAUAAUCUUGAUUUAAACCUUGAUAUUAUAUCAUUUGCUCAUGCAAGUGAAAGACUCAUGAU
This is a messenger RNA of Mercenaria mercenaria, 2793 nucleotides long. RefSeq lists its product as uncharacterized. The record is from RefSeq and is a predicted model, not a curated record. NCBI's taxonomy places the organism in Eukaryota, Metazoa, Mollusca, Bivalvia, Venerida, Veneridae. The transcript is spliced from 2 exons. The coding region runs from base 341 to 1183 and encodes 280 amino acids.